Messenger RNA from Galleria mellonella (greater wax moth), 1404 nucleotides. RefSeq lists its product as uncharacterized. The transcript has 6 exons. The record is from RefSeq and is a predicted model, not a curated record. NCBI's taxonomy places the organism in Eukaryota, Metazoa, Arthropoda, Insecta, Lepidoptera, Pyralidae. Bases 177 to 1370 code for a protein of 397 amino acids.
UGGUGUCCACUGCAUCACACCAGCACUGUGCCUGUAGAGUGUUCCUCUACAACUAAUAUACAACACUGAUUCUAGUUAUUUAAAAAAUUAACAACAAUGCACUUAGAAUAAUUGUUGAAGUUUGGGAUAUGUUCGUAAUACCGUAAUUCCAUCAAGAUACACAAAUAAACAGCAGUAUGGGAGCGGGGGGCGCCGCCACUGGACUGGCCGGCGGCCUGGUGGCCACCGAGAUCUGUGCUCCACUUCUCCUGCUCUGCUGGCUGUGUUGCUGGCCUGAUGAUUCUAAAUCAGAUUCUGAUUCCCGCAGACGUUCUCACGAUUUCUUCAGUAGACGUAUUGGUAGCAGUGCUGUCUCUUUACAUCUUCCAAGUACUUCAGGCCAUGCAAAACAACCGUUAUCAGCUCAUAGAAGUCACGAAGAGAUACGCAGUCGACGCAAAUCUCAUCAUGAAGUGACCGAAUCGGAGACCCGCUACCACUCAGCACCUAGCGUGAUAGACGAAGUUCUACAUAGACGCGACUGGGAAAGAUCUACCAAAGAUCUUCAUAUACCUCUAAAACCUGAUGCAGAACAUAAAGAUUCUGAUCUGAGUCUGAGUACAGAAAUAGCGCCUCGGGCUGAACCAGAAUUGUCUUCUCCGGAAUGCAAUAAAACAGAUGAACAUCCUCCUAAAACUUGUAAGAAACAUUACACAAAUAUCAAAUCGUCACGAGGCAGAAAAGAUAAAGAAUCUUAUACAGACGAUAUAAAGGAUACAGAUGCCACAGAAUUGUCUAACUUUUAUAUUGGAGAUACGAAUGAAGCAACAUCUUUACUCAGCAGGACUCCUACAAAAGAUGAUAACGAACUAUUUGAAGAAAGAACUAAAGCAGUAUAUAGAGCAAAAGAAGCAAAACAGUCUCUUAACGAAUCUAUUAAAUCAAAGGAUCGUCCUAGACAAACAUUGAUUCCGUUAGAGGAACAUCAAACUUCAAAGGUUUUCAAUUAUUGGCUAGAAGAAGACGUGGAUCAAAUCGAUAGAUCUGGAGCCAUGCAUCAUAAUAUCGAGUCUCGUGUGAGCAUGAGACCGUAUCCUCCACCAUCUGUUGAAACUGUUGGCUAUGAAGGUGGAGCGUGCUAUCUGGCAGAAGUAGGUUCCGUGUCUGAACUACGCGCAAGGCCAGCGAGCACUGAAAUAGUACCACCGGGAGCUAUGAGGGCGCGGCAUGCCAGCGACGGGGACAUAUUGGCGCCGCCGCAAAGACCUGAAUCUGGAGCCUUCUCAGAGAGCGAUUUGGAUUUAGAAUUGGAGGAGAGUGAAGAGCGGCCACCAGAGUAUCACGAGCUGCAACUCUGCUCAGACUCCGACCGGAAAGAAACUGCUAUCUAAUUAAAUUACCAGAAGAUCACAUACAAAAUAAUUC